Messenger RNA from Durio zibethinus, 5145 nucleotides. RefSeq names its product exocytosis protein SRO77-like. Gene Ontology annotation, cellular component: plasma membrane; cytoplasm. Gene Ontology annotation, biological process: Golgi to plasma membrane transport; exocytosis. NCBI's taxonomy places the organism in Eukaryota, Viridiplantae, Streptophyta, Magnoliopsida, Malvales, Malvaceae. Gene Ontology annotation, molecular function: syntaxin binding; GTPase activator activity; myosin II binding. The record is from RefSeq and is a predicted model, not a curated record.
GGAGUGUUAGUAAGAAGUCCAAUGCAGAAGAUUAGCACCCACGGCAAGUCGACAACAAGCUAUUCCACUUCCAUGGAUCUUUGGAGGAUAAAACAAGCUAUAUUCCAUCUUGACUCAAGGUUUUACAUGUUUGAUCGGGUUAUUCAGUGAAAUACGCAAAGAAAACUGAAAAAGUCUUUACUCUUUAAUAUCCAAAGCAAACAUAAAGCAGAACAAAAAAGAAAGAGAACAGUUUUCCUCAGAUUUCAUUUCACCUCAAUCUGGGUUUUCAUCAUGUUUCCUAAGCGCCUGCUUCAGAAGGCUGUUCACCAUUCUCAGCAAAAUGUGCAGUAUGGGAAUUUGAAAUCAGAAGACUUGGAUUUGCGAGUUGCUAUCCACUAUGGGAUCCCUUCUACAGCAUCAAUUCUUGCCUUCGAUCCUAUUCAGCGCCUCUUGGCUAUCGGCACUUUAGAUGGCCGGAUUAAAGUUAUUGGUGGUGAUGGCAUUGAGGGACUUUUCAUAUCUCUGAAGCAAUUACCUUACAAAUAUAUAGAGUUCAUGCAAAACCAGGGUUUUUUAAUUAGCAUCUCAAAUGACAAUGAUAUUCAGGUUUGGAAUCUGGAGAACAGGUGUAUAACGUGUUGUUUACGUUGGGAAUCCAACAUCACUGCCUUCUCUGUCAUCAGUGGCUCGCAUUUCAUGUUCAUUGGAGAUGAGUAUGGUAUGAUAUCAGUGAUUAAGUAUGAUGCUGAAGAUGGAAAACUUUCUCAGUUGCCAUAUAAUAUAUCAGCAAAUUCUUUAAGUGAAGCAGCUGGGUUUUCAUUUCCUGAUGGCCAACCUGUUGUUGGCAUUCUUCCUCAACCCCAUUCUUCUGGAAAUAGAGUCAUAAUUGCAUAUGCAAAUGGUUUGAUAAUUCUUUGGGAUGUUUCUCAAGCUCAAAUUUAUUUUAUUGGAGGUGGAAAGGAUCUUCAGUUAAAGGAUACAGUGGAUUCAGAGGUUCAAGAUGAUACAUUUGAGCAUCAUCUACAAGAAAAGGAGAUAAGUGCUAUUUGUUGGGCAUCUUCUGAUGGAUCCAUUCUUGCAGUGGGAUACAUAGAUGGGGAUAUCUUGUUUUGGAAUACAUCAAGUAUUGCCUCUUCUAAAGGUGAACAAAAUGGACAAAACAAACAUGUCGUAAAGCUGCAAUUGUCAUCUGCUGAAAGGAGACUGCCUGUCAUUGUCUUACAAUGGUCCCCAAACAAUAGAUCCCACAAUGAUUAUAAUGGCCAACUUUUUAUCUACGGUGGUGAUGAAAUAGGAUCUGAAGAAGUUUUGACGGUUUUGAGUCUUGAAUGGUCAUCUGCGAUGGAGACUGUUACGUGUGUUGGUCGUGUGGACCUUACACUCACUGGCUCGUUUGCUGACAUGAUUUUGUUGCCAACUGCUGAGACAACAGGGCACAAUCACAAAGCUGAUCUUUUUGUGUUGACAAAUCCUGGACAACUGCAUCUUUAUGAUAAUACCAUCUUGUCUACCUUGCUAUCUGAGCAAGAGAGGAAACAAUUUGCCUGUCCGGUGGAAUUUCCCAUGGUAAUACCUACAGCUGACCCAUCAAUGACUGUGGCAAAGUUCAGUGUGCUACCCACAGGUGAAAACUCAUCAAAAGGUCCGUCAGAGCUUGCAUUUAUGAUGAAACCUGGCUCAAUACCAACCCCAGCUGGUGGCAUAAAGUGGCCCUUGACAGGGGGCAUACCUAGUCAUCUAUCUGUCGCUAAAGAUAACAGUAUUGACAGUUUGUACAUAGCAGGUUACCAGGAUGGAUCUGUUCGGAUAUGGGAUGCGUCUUAUCCUGUCCUGUCACUUAUCUGUUUUCUAGAAGGAGAAGUGCAAGGUACAAAUUUGACUGGUUCAAGUGCUCCAGUGACAACUCUGAGCUUCUGUUGGCACACUUUAAGUUUGGCUGUUGGCAAUGAAUGCGGUGUGGUUCGCAUUUAUAACCUCGAUGGCAGCUCCGGUAAAACAAGCUUUCAUUAUGUCACUGAGACUAGAUGUGAAGUUCAGAGUUUUCCCCAAGGAAAAGGACCUCAGUAUAAAGCUGUAUUUUCCCUUUUUGAAUCACCAGUUCAAGCUCUGCAGUUUGGGAAUUGUGGAGCCAAGCUUGCUGUGGGAUUUGAAUUAUGUCGUGUUGCAGUGCUUGAUGUGAGUUUGUCAUCUAUUUUGUUCAUGACUCAUUAUGUGUCUGGCUCGUCAUCUCCAAUCAUUUCACUGUCUUGGUUAGAGUUUAAAACUGCUCAUAGCCUUGUGAAAAGCUCAAAGCAUUCAGAAACAGAAGUUGCUGUCAAACCUGAAGAGGAAAUAAUAUUUGUCUUAACCAAGGAUGCAAAAAUUAUCUCUAUUGAUGGUGGUAAUGGUCAGAUGAUACACCCUCAUCCAUGGCACUUGAAAAAAGAAGAAACUGCACUCUCCAUGUACAUUAUAGAGAGCAGUUUUUCAGUAUCUGAAUUAAACUGUGAAGGGCAGCUGGAGGAAUCCAGCAAGGAUAUCACUGCCAAGAGUGAGCCUGAGCUUGACGCCUCUUCAACUGUGACUGAACAUCUCUCCUCAUCAGAAACUGCAUCCUCUCAGGAACACUCACUUGAUGCACUUGUUUUGCUUUGUUGUGAAAAUUCAUUGCACUUGUACUCCAUGAAGUCUGUGAUUCAGGGGAAGGAUAAAACAAUUCAUGGAGUAAAACAUAAGAAACCUUGCUGUUGGACCACCACUUUUAAGAAAGAUGGAAGAGUAUGUGGACUGCUCUUGCUGUUUCAAACAGGGGAUCUGGAGAUCAGAUCCUUGCCGGACUUAGAAUUGGUUAAAGAAAGCUCCAUAAUGUCAAUUCUAAGGUGGAACUACAAGGCAAACAUGGAUAAGACGAUGACUUCUGAUAAUGCGCAAGUUACACUGAGAAGUGGAUGUGAAGUGGCAUUCAUCUCUCUCUUGGCUGGUGAAAAUGGUUUCAGGAUUCCAGAAUUGCUGCCUUGUCUGCAUGAUAGGGUUCUUGCAGCAGCUGCCGAUGCUGCCUUUAGUUUCUCGUCAAAUCAGAAGAGGAAACAGGGUACAACACCAGGGAUUCUUGGUGGUAUAGUCAAAGGCUUUAAAGGAGGAAAAGUAAAUACUUCUGCAACGCCUGAAUCCAAUUUUACUCAUUUGGAGAGCAAAUUUUUAAAGGCCCCAUUCAUAGAUACAACCCAGAAUGUUAUAAAAAAGCAGGAAGAUGUGGAGCUUGACAUAGAUGACAUUGAAAUAGAUGAAACUCCACCUGUAGCUAGCUCCUCAUCUCACGAAGCUGUUAAAACAAAAGGAGAUUGUUCUCUCUACCUUGCAGGAAAGGAAACAGACAGAGAAAAAUUGUUAGGUGCGCCAGAUGAUUCAACACCCAGAGUUAGAACAGCUCAAGAAAUUAUUGCUAAAUAUAGAAAAACUGGGGAUGCCUCUUCAUCAGCUGCCCAUGCAAGAAAUAAACUGGUAGAGAGGCAGGAAAAGUUAGAGAGAAUCAGCAGGCGCACUGAAGAGCUGCAAAGUGGGGCAGAAAACUUUGCAUCAUUGGCAAGUGAGCUUGCCAAGGCAAUGGAAAAUCGAAAGUGGUGGCAGAUAUAAAGAGAGACAAAUGGGGAUUAAUUAUCUUGAGAUAAGUUGUUCAUGCUCGACUUUACUUGAUCAUUUUUUGGGAACAGGAGACUUAAAACUGAUAGAAUCUUUGGUGGAAAAUUGAGGGUUGUUGAAGCUUCUAACUAAGAACUGUGUUUGAGAAUUAAUUAUAUGUCCGAUGUAAAGUAAUAUUAUGUUUGGUUGGCUUAAACAUGAUUCAUUCUGAUAAAAAUCCUUGGGUUGAAAAUCAUAAAUUUUUUCAUGCAAAUGCAUAGUGCAUAGAGAAUAUAAAAGGGUUGAUGUUGAUAAAGUAUAUAGAGGUGUAAUGUAAAUUGCAGAAGCAGGGAAGCUAAUCAAGGAAACCAAUUGGACUGAUUUUCUAUUAUAUAAAGAAUUACCAUUUGUUGGAUUGAGUUUGCUUUCAACUUUAAAUGCAUUUUUUAUUUUUGGUCAACCCCCUUAGAAGUUUAGGAGCUAUUUGCCCAUGAGUAUUAACAUAAAUCAUAUGUUCAAAAUUAUUGCAUUAAAGCUUUUUCUUUUUGGAUAAAUCCUAGUUUUUAUUUUAUUUUAUUUUAUUUUAUUUUAUUUUAUGUUGUAAACAUCACUAAUACAUUGAUUAUGAGCUUUUUAUGCCAAGUUUUUUAAUUCUAAAUAUUUAUGUUCUCUUUUAAUUAGUAACAAAAUAAAUCAUUGUCAAAGUUGUGAAAAAACAGUUUUGGUAAUUGUAAUUUAAUUUAAUACUAAAAAAAGAAUAUUAAUUGAAUAAACAAAUCGAGUCCUAUUUGGAAUUAACAUAAAUUUUCAAAGAGGACACAGAAAACUUUGCUAAAAAUUGACCCAAAAAAAAAAGUUGGAGGAGUGGGGUACUCCAGGCAGGCUGCCUCCUUGGUGGCUUUGACCAGACAUUAUUAUCUUAACAAAUAUGCAAAUAAAACAAUAAAUUUUGAUGAUAAAUCACGUGAUUGAUAUACGUUUUAUUUUUAAUAUAGAAAGGCGUGUUCGUCCACCGCUGGAUUUGGACUUUUCCACAAAAGAGUGAGAUACCUCAUAUUGUGUCAGCUUUGGCAAAGUGGCUGGGAAUAAAGUUGACACAUUUAUUUGUUUCAUUUGUAUUCUGUUCAAACUAUUUUGGUGCACUAUUAAGAUUAUAAACAAUAUAUAUGUAACAUUAACAUUUCAUGAUUUAAACAGUCACUUUUUAUUUGGCCAAAAUUAAAACUUUAAUAUUUCAACACUCGUUUAGUACUUUCCAAAUUUGAAGUGAUGGAUCGUCUGACCUUAACAUAUUCAAUGGUUCAUAUUACUCUUUUGCCCUUUUGCCUAUCAAUAAUCAGUAAUAAAGUAACCGUUAAAGAAAAGAAAAGGCAACAUAAUAAUUUGAGCACGUGUGAGAAAAUGAUUCUGGUCGGUGGGCUUCAUUGGGAAACCGACCUUUCGAAGCAAUGCUACGUCUAUUUGCUAUUGGAAAGAGAUUUCACACAUGCCAAGCGCUGCCCCUAGCCAUCACAUACAUAGGAAAAGUGAAAAUACGCUCCAAAGAAAAGGACUGAAUCAGCAAAA